Molecule: messenger RNA, 774 nt
Organism: Glarea lozoyensis ATCC 20868
Lineage: Eukaryota; Fungi; Ascomycota; Leotiomycetes; Helotiales; Helotiaceae
Product: P-loop containing nucleoside triphosphate hydrolase
Exons: 3
Coding region: 1-774 (257 amino acids)
Biological process (GO): Golgi to plasma membrane protein transport; intracellular protein transport; protein localization to organelle
Cellular component (GO): Golgi apparatus
Molecular function (GO): GTP binding; GTPase activity
Source: RefSeq, a predicted model, not a curated record
AUGUACCACCUAGCAAAAGGACUGUAUCUCUGGGCGACAUCUAAAGAAGAAUACUCCAUCCUAAUCCUCGGCCUCGACAACGCCGGCAAAACGACCUUCCACGAACAAAUCAAAGCCCUCUUCCUCCCCACGCACACGCCCUCCCUCAAAACCGUCCCUACCGUCGGUCAAAACGUCACAACCAUAACCCUUCCCGACAUCUACCUGAAAUUCUGGGACGUAGGCGGCCAGCACUCGCUCCGUCGACUCUGGCAAAGUUACUACAUAUCCUGCCACGCGAUAAUCUUCGUCCUCGACUCGACCGACAUAGGCGACGGCUCUUUGAACUCCGAUUCCGGCCGGCUGGAAGAAUGCAAACUCGUGCUUGAGGAGGUGUUAGGGAAUAGCGAUACGGAAGGGAUACCGCUUUUGAUCCUAGCGAAUAAACAGGAUCGCGAGGACUGUGUGGAGGUGGUGCGGAUUAAGGAGGGGCUUGUGAAACAGGUUUUUGAGGGCGAGAAAGGGGGGAGUAUUAGGGAUAGUAGGGUGUUGCCGAUUAGUGCGUUGAGUGGCACCGGGGUGAGGGAGGCGGUGGAGUGGGUUGCUAGUAGGGUUAAGUGGAAUAAGGAGGGGAGACCGCCGGUUAUGAGUACCUCUUAUACAACUCUAGAGCCUGAAAUCAGGAAGAGAGAACGCUGGCUAGAAGAGUUUUUGAACUUUGGAGAGGCAUGGCGUCGAAUGGAGAAACAUCAUUUCUAUGGUAUUGACUUCCCGUCCGCACAUCUGGUUCGUUAG